GCUUCCGGUUAAUAUUAUGUUGGAGUAAAGGACGAUAGCUGCUGAUAAUAAACACAAAAAUGCCACUAUUUGCUAGUUCAACGCCUUUCGACAAGGAUGUCGAAAAGGCGACUAGUGAGAUGAAUACUACUGAAGACUGGGGCCUGAUAAUGGAUAUAGUAGACCAAGUGAAUACAAAACCCAACGGUCCAAGGGAUUGCUUGAGGUCUAUAGUGAAGCGUUUGAACCACAUUGUUCCUAUCGUCUCUAUGCAGGCACUGACAUUGUUGGAUGCUGCAGUCAACAACUGUGGACGUCCUAUUCAUUUGGAGAUAUCAUCCCGAGAUUUCAUUUCCGAAUGUCGAACACUUAUUGGUCAGAAGGCACAUCCUAAAGUGUCUGAAAAAUUAAAGGGUCUGAUAAAGAAAUGGGCAGAAUCAAAAGAAUUUAAAAACGAUCCUGCUUUAAGUCUGAUUCCAUCAUUUUAUGAAAGUUUGAAAUCCGAUGGACAUGAUUUUCCAGAUCAAGAUGGACAGCCGAAGAGAGCACCAGUGAGCACCGACCCUAAUGUAGUCAAUAACCAACAGGAGGAAGACGACAUAGCCAAAGCUAUUGCACUUUCCCUAAAGGAGUCUGAUAAAGGUUCGUCCCAGAAGACGACGUCCCUCUACCCCACUGGCUACUCUGUGUCGUCUGAUUCGGCCACAUAUGCCAGCAUCAGUAAGCUGAGGGAAGUCAGAAAGGUGCGAGCUCUAUAUGACUUUGAGGCUGCAGAAGAUAAUGAACUUACCUUCAAAUCAGGAGAGCUCAUAAGUGUUACAGAUGAUAGUGAUGUCAAUUGGUGGAAGGGUUUUAACCAGCGAGGGGAAGGUUUGUUCCCGGCUAACUUUGUCACGGCCGACCUAUCGGUGGAACCAGAGGAUUCUAAAGAGAAGAAAAAGGUGCAAUUCAAUGAGGAGGUCCAAGUGAAGGCUGUUGAUGUUCCCCCAGAGGAGGUUGACAUUAAUGAGGAAAAGAUUGACAACGUAUUGCAGUUGAUACAGAAUGCUGACCCAACAGGAGAGACUCAGCCUGACUCUGAGGAAAUGCUCCGACUUGAAGAGACAUGUAAAGGAAUGGGUCCACUGAUAGACACAGAAUUAGAGAAAAUUGACAGAAAACAUGCCAGUCUAUGUGAGAUAAACUCCAAGGUCGUAGACGCCCUGCAGAUGUAUCACAACUUGAUGAAGGAGGACCCAAACCCAUACGCCUCGUUUAAGGGUGGUGUAGCGCCAGGCCCUAUGAAUUUCUCGCAUCCAAAUAUGUCAAUGACACAGCCCAUAUCUAGUCAGUCAAUGUACAAUGGCCAACAGCAGUUCAGGCCGGGACAGGUUCAAAUGCCAAUGCAAAAUCAGAUGCAGAUGCCUCCCCCAGGUCAAGGUCAAAUAUCACAGCAAGGUCAAGGACAGAUGCCACAGGGUCAAGGACAGAUGCCACAGAUGGUUGUCGGUCCACCAUCACAAGUCUAUGCACCACCAAGCAGUCAAAGUUUUACAAAUGUACCCAGUGGAACAGAGGCCUACACAUCGUCACAAGGCGUCACCACUGGGCCCUCCCACAGUUCCAUGCAGAGCAUGGCGCAAAACACAGUUCCUCCCCAGACACAGCCUAGCAUUCAGAACAAUUAUCCUGCUCCCCCACCCAUAGGGGCCCCUGGGGGCCCCCAGUUUUAUCAACAGCCCCCACAACAGCAACCCCUUCUAUGAGGAAAAAGGGAGAAGACUUUCUUUUUUUUUAAUGAACAAUUUCAUCAUGGUAAUUAUUAAUACCAUUCAUUUCCCUGUGAAAAGUGCUGUGCUGCACAGGAACAGUCUGGCAGAGGUUGCCUGUCAAUAUCAUUGUAUUGAAAUGGACCGAAAGUUUACGAGAAGUUUUCUUUUUCAGCUUGAAGGAGAUGUGAAGAUGAAAUGCACGAGUAAGGUUUGAAAGAGGUGGAUUUAACGAGUUGAUUAGAGUUCUUCAGAAAAUUGUGAUACGACAAAGCUCUCAUACUUCAAAGUUAAAAUGAAAGACAGCUAAGUUGAGAUGUGAUUGACGUAAAAGAAAUAUACCAUGUCAGUGAUGUAUAAUGUUUAAGAUUAAUAUCCUGUUGAAUUGAACAGCAUCAAGCUUUAAUGGGGACUUAUUAAAUUAAUUUAACUGGGA
Molecule: messenger RNA, 2163 nt
Organism: Mizuhopecten yessoensis (Yesso scallop)
Lineage: Eukaryota; Metazoa; Mollusca; Bivalvia; Pectinida; Pectinidae
Product: signal transducing adapter molecule 1-like
Exons: 16
Coding region: 60-1724 (554 amino acids)
Biological process (GO): protein transport to vacuole involved in ubiquitin-dependent protein catabolic process via the multivesicular body sorting pathway
Cellular component (GO): ESCRT-0 complex
Molecular function (GO): ubiquitin binding; phosphatidylinositol binding
Source: RefSeq, a predicted model, not a curated record